AUGACUACCCGCAACAAGAAAGUCCUUCUGAAGGUCAUAAUUCUCGGCGACAGUGGCGUCGGCAAGACCAGUCUGAUGAAUCAAUACGUCAACAAGAAGUUCAGCGCAAGUUACAAAGCUACGAUAGGCGCAGAUUUUCUCACGAAAGAGGUGUUGAUAGAUGACAGACUGGUGACCAUGCAGCUAUGGGACACUGCUGGUCAAGAACGAUUUCAGUCAUUAGGAGUUGCGUUCUACCGAGGCGCGGACUGUUGUGUACUGGUCUAUGAUGUCAACAACUCCAAGAGUUUCGAUACACUAGACAGCUGGCGAGAUGAAUUCUUGGUUCAGGCCAGUCCUAUGGACCCGGAAAGCUUUCCAUUUGUCGUGAUAGGCAACAAGAUUGAUAUGGGCGAGGAGAAGCGGGUGGUAUGUGUUUCUGUCAUUAUGCUAUUGAAGGGCGUCAUAGCUGACAGACUCAAGAUUUCGGCAAAGCGUGCAUCCACAUUCUGCCAAUCAAAAGGCGGCAUACCAUAUUUCGAAACGAGUGCAAAGGAAGCCUUGAACGUAGAAGACGCAUUCGAAGUUAUCGCCCGACAAGCCCUCGCCCAAGAAGAAGCCGGGGACUUCAGCAACGACUUUCCCGAUACCACGAUUGACGUGAAUCGCGACUAUCCUGACCAAGGAUGUUCUUGUUAGAUAGCUUGUAGACGUAAUGGGUUGGAGCAGCAUAUCCUGGGAGGUCAUAGACGGCUUUCAAUCAUGGCCCAAGGCGUUUGCAUGGGAAUUUAGCUAUGGAUCGAACGUGUGCGAAUGUUUAUGUCUAAAGGACCUGUGAGCAAACAUUGUAUAUACUGUUCUCAGUAUCGUAAUUUGAGUUCUUAAUGUCACGUCACCAUAUCGCUAUCUUGGUGUUUGAUGAGAUGUUGCAUAAUGCGUAGCAUAACUGUGCCAUCCGUCAAAGGAGAAAAGUAGUCCAAGGGAUCAUUUACACAUACCAGGUCAGCGAGAAGCU
This is a messenger RNA of Pseudovirgaria hyperparasitica, 994 nucleotides long. RefSeq names its product ras-related protein-like protein. Lineage: Eukaryota; Fungi; Ascomycota; Dothideomycetes; Acrospermales; Acrospermaceae. The transcript has 6 exons. Gene Ontology annotation, molecular function: GTP binding; GTPase activity. Gene Ontology annotation, biological process: regulation of vacuole fusion, non-autophagic. The record is from RefSeq and is a predicted model, not a curated record. Bases 1 to 678 code for a protein of 225 amino acids. Gene Ontology annotation, cellular component: fungal-type vacuole membrane; vacuole; late endosome.